GCUCGUGCGCAAACCGGCGCACCGUCGUGCGCCGCAACUAGGGUUCAAACACUCGGUGUCGACACAGAUACGGUACACAGAUCCGUGAGAGGGCAGCUGUUGAUUUGGAAAGGCGGAGGGAGGGACAAGUAAUGAAUCAUGAUUGCCCGUUGAAGUCAAGGGAAAAUGCAUCCCGUGCAUCUAAUGCGCGCAGGCCAGCAAGCCGGGAGGGGCGAAGUAGUGGCACAAGCAUAAGCAGUUGCCAACCAUGUAUGACGAGCAGUGCAGAUCCUGAAGUGUGCAGUAAUUGGCCUGGCGUAGCCGAGGGCUUAGUGACUGGGGGAUCAUCAGAAACUGAGAAGUGCAGAAUGAUUAUCAAAGGGUCUGUUGAUUCUGUUGGAAGCUCCAACAGAACACAAGCAUUGCGCAGAAAGAUAAAGAAGGUAAAACAGAGGCUGGCUGCUAGAAAACAUGAGUUCCAAGAGGUGUGCCCAGCUGGUGCCGAGGGACCUGGGGUUACCUCCGCUGUGAAGCUAAAGUUGGUGAGGUGGUAUCAGGAGCUUCAUCGCGUGCACACAAAUGGGGGAAAGGCUGGCGCUGGAGGUGGGAGUGGGUUUUCGGGGCUGUCUGCCAUGGAACCAAUUCUGCAGGACGUGAUCAAGUUUCUUGAUGGGAAAGAAGCUGAGCUUCACACGCCAAGACCAAUUGGUUACCUGGAUCUCAUUACUUUAGUAAUCCCAAAUGCUGUCCAGAACGGCCAUCCAGGGCGUGUUGUGUUGCUGCUUCUUCGUCUUCUCUGCAUGCUGUUAACAAUCCCAGCCAAUUGUAGUUAUGCCAUAUGUCGCAAUCUUUUGCCUCCUCUGAUCCCCAUGCUAUCCACAAUCCUGGCCAGUUACAGCAGCAGGAGUAACGGAACAAACAGUCCGGGACUGGCUUCAGACUCUAUUGGUGGGAAUGACUGUGAGGAGGCAGCUCUUGAGAGACUGCUGUGGGUGGUUGCUGCAGUUGUCAAGCAUGCCUGCGUUGAUGAAAGGCAAUUGCUCAUGCAAGAUGACUUGGUUGAGCUUCUGGUCCUUUGCGAGGUGGUUCAGCGGCUGCGUGACUUAUUUGCACUCUUCGACCCUGCGGCAACAUCCGCAUGUAAGAAGGAAGAUGAGGAAGCAGAGGAACAGUGUCGCCUCACUGAACAACAGCGACAGGAGGACGUGGAGGCAGCAAGGAAGGCCGCAGACAAACGUCGUCAACUACGUCGAGACAAAAUCCUCGAAUGCGAGGGGGACAUUGAGGUGAUCGCCGACAAAUGGGAAGUGGUUGCUGAUGAGGAGGGUGCCCCCCCUGUUGUGCGUGGGCUUGCAACCACAAUUGAACAUGUGAGCGACUUGGUCGCCACAUGUGCAGCACAGCAAAAGGACAUCCUUUGCGUGGACACCCUGGUCCAGAAGCAGGCUCGACUUAUCGAUGAACUGCUUGACCGGGUACGCCGGCUAGAACAGCAGCCUACAACAGCCAACCCCGUCGGACCCUCCAACUUGACGGACCGCGUCAACGUCUUGGAAAUCGACGUCGAGACUCUCAAGGACGGCGCUCUAGCGACAAAUCAGCGGAUUGACCAGCAGAUUUGUGCCGCCACAGCCAGCCCGACCACGACUACUCGCGAGAGCAUCCCAAAGUUUGACGGCCUGCCGAUCUUCUGCGAUGCAGCAAGGACAGACCUGAUUCCAUGGUGGCGCCAGUUUGAGUUGAAGUUGGACAUUCACCACGUCAGCAACCCGAACCGACACGCAUACUUAUACUCCCGCUCGGGGGGCGCGUGCCAGGCAUGGCUGGACAACAUGUUGUCCACGUACACCGUUGCAGUCUUCGAGCUGCAUACGAAGAUCAGUUGGGCUGAUCUCAAGGCAGCAUGGCAUAAGCGUUUCCAAGUGGAGCCGCCCGAGCUUCAGGCAACCGAGAAACUUCAACGGUUCUAUCAGAACGACCUGCGAAGCAUGGACUGGAUAACCGAGUACCAACGCUUGGCGUCCACGCCCAACUUGCCGUCGACCUUCGUCGCCAUCAAACACUUCUUCAUCAGGAGGAGUUGUCCAGCGUUGCAGAACGCCUUGACGGAAGUUGCGGAGACGCUCACCACAAGUGAGAAGCGUUUUGAUAAAGCCUCGCAGAUCAUCGUGACGAACGCCGAAGCCAAGAAUUUGGGUCGUUCGUCUGCUGCGAGCCAGGGCAGAGAUCAACAUCGAUCGAAAGUGGCGACCCUUCAAACGAGGUUGCCUCUUCUGAUGAAGGAGACAGAUUGGCAGCCGCCUGGGAUGGUGGCCGACCCGCCAGAGGGCGAGGACGCGGCAAACCGAAGACACACACCAAUUCAUCCCCUGGGGCCGGACCAGCGGCUCAAGAGCCUUGGACACAUUACAGUAUCUCGGAAGGCGUGUACCGCAUCCAUACUAACUGGCUACUACCAACGUUUCAUCAAGGGAUACUCGAAGAUCGCGGCCCACUUGGCCAAGAUUCAAUGCGAGGAUCGGCCGUUUGACUUCGGGGAGGAUGCGCGGGAAUCAUUUUUGGCUCUCAAAGCCACGCUAUUAUCCGCGGAGGUCUUGCGCAUAUACAACCCGCUAUUGCCUAGGCGCGUCACUAUGGAUGCGUCCGGCUAUGGCAUUGGUGUCGUCCUCGAACAACACGAUGGCGUGGACGAGCACCCGGUCGAGUACUUCAGCAAGAAAGUGCCCGUCGUGCACUCCAUUGAUGAUGCACGCAAGAAGGAGAUCCUAGCCUUCGUCCACACGCUCAAGCGGUGGCGGCACUUCCUCCUUGGUCGAAGUCAAUUCCGAUGGGUAAAGGACAACAAUCUGUUGGUCUUCUACAAGACCGAAGACGCCGUCAAUAGCACCAUCGCCCGUUGGAUGGCUUUCAUCGACCAAUUCGACUUCUUUCCCGAUCACAUUCCGGGGAAGUCAAACGGUUUUGUGGAUGCUCUUUCACAGCGUCCGGAUCAUUGUACAGCAGUCUACUCGACCUUCGAGAUCGGCGACGACCUGCGGAACAGCUUCAUCCGCUGCUAUCAAGCCGACCCCGAGUUUCGCGACAACCAGCAGAGUCCACUCACAUCGGAGGAUUUAGAAAUCCGACAGGCGAAAGAACUUCAGGAUGCGCUGCAGCGGCAGUUGGACGAAGCAGCAGAGAGGAGAAGAAGAGCCAUACUCAGAAAGGCUAGACUAGGAAGUAGAGUGCAGGAGCUAGGCAGACUGGAAGGGCUAGAUGAGGCAGCAUUAGACCCUGCUGUCCGUGUGCUGCGUAGUGCUUUACUAUCAUUGGCAGAAGUGCAGAAUGUCCAGCAGGAAUUGCUGACCGAAUUGGUGGCAGGCCAGAAGCAAAUCCUGGCUGAACUUCGGGCUCCUUGUACAGUGGUUGAGGGAGCACCCAUUCCAUCACCUGUGCUGUUGGGACUCCAACUUCUUGAGGCGCUCUUUGGUCCAAGGGGUAAGCUUCUUGCUGCUGCCCAUGAGGCUCCAGUGCAUGCAAUCAAGCCAUUCUUGGGAACCAUUUGCAAGGCUUCCCAGAUCAGUGAAAGUGAAGGAAUACAGGCAGCAGCAGAAAGUGAGAAAUCUCCAUUGAGCCCAUCGAUGCUGAGAAUAGAGACAGGACCCAAGGACAGACAGUCAAGAGACGUGGAGUGCAUGUCAAAGACUUUCAAGCAAAGGCCUUGCAAAGGAGGAUAUGACGCUCAGGAAGUUGUGGAUGUGAGGGAAGGGAAAGAUAGGGAUUCAGAAAGAGACGUCGGCAGUAAUGAUGAGCUGAGCGGGAACCUUGAGGCAAACGUGGAGCCAACUCAGAAGGACAGUGUAGACACAGUUGAUUUGGGGAGGGGAAAUAAUGGGAGAGCCAAGUGUGCUGAUUCAGGGGCUGGGAAUCCCUUGCCAGGCGAGUCUAAAAAGCAAUCAAAUGGUGCUGAUGAAUUGGAGCCAGGAGCAAGAGGCAUUAGUGCAUUGCUACGUGUGACUGUUGAGACAGGGCUUGUGGGACUUCCAUCCUUGUUGACAGCAGUUCUCCUACAUGCUGCACCUGUGCGCUCCACGUCUGAGCAGGUAUGAGUUCGUACUCUGUUUUGACAACCUUCUAGUGACCUAGGCCUUGUUGGUUCUCUGACUUUCAGCUUGUACCGCAUGUUUCCAUGAUGCCGAACACUUUGAAGAACAGCAGAGAAUAACGUACUGUGCUACUGUUGCAUACUGUAACGUGCAGACCCGAACAAGAACCAACCUCUCAAUACAAAGUACGAAUGAUCUGAACAAUCAAUAUUGCAAUGCAGC
This is a messenger RNA of Chara braunii, 4286 nucleotides long. Lineage: Eukaryota; Viridiplantae; Streptophyta; Charophyceae; Charales; Characeae. The record is from the annotation of a GenBank genome assembly.